Messenger RNA from Zalophus californianus (California sea lion), 7857 nucleotides. RefSeq names its product ATPase phospholipid transporting 11A (gene ATP11A). Gene Ontology annotation, cellular component: endoplasmic reticulum; recycling endosome; plasma membrane. Gene Ontology annotation, biological process: phospholipid translocation. Gene Ontology annotation, molecular function: ATPase-coupled intramembrane lipid carrier activity; magnesium ion binding; ATP hydrolysis activity. The transcript has 28 exons. Bases 809 to 3979 code for a protein of 1056 amino acids. NCBI's taxonomy places the organism in Eukaryota, Metazoa, Chordata, Mammalia, Carnivora, Otariidae. The record is from RefSeq and is a predicted model, not a curated record.
AUCUAGCUCUGUGUUCUCUACCCUCUCUUAGUGUCUGUGGCUACAUUUCUGACCAGGAGACCUGCUGUUUGGUUCCCAGUCUGUUUGCACUCAGAUGAAGAAAGCCUUGUGCGCACUUGACAGAAUCCAACACCAUUGCUGACGAAUAGUUUGAGCAAACCAGGAAUGCAGGAGAAUUUCAACUUGAUAAAGAGCAUCUGUAAUACACCCGCAGCUAAUACUACCCCUGAUGGCGAAAACUGAGAUGCUUUCACCCUAGGAUUGAGAACGAUGCAGAUUUCCCUCUUGCCACCCCAUUCAACGGCUUUACUGGAUGUUGUGGCUAAUACAGUGAGGAAGGGAAGGGGUGCAGGAUAGGCAGACCGGGCAGGAAGAAACAAGGCAAGUGGCAUGAAGGUCUGUGGAGAAAAUCCCAAAGAAAACUCCCAACAGAACCUGGUGGGACUUAACCAUAAGAGCAAGGCCAGCAGCAAACAGUUGAAUUCACAACUUAAAAUUUUCUGCUCUUCAAAAGACACUGUUAAGAAUUAGAAAGACAAGCCACUGACAGAAGAAAUGUUUGCCAAACAUAUGGCCUGUAGAUGCCAGGUGUCUGGCGUACACAUUUUGGAACUUCAUACCCAAGAACUUAUUUGAACAAUUCAGAAGAAUAGCCAACUUUUAUUUUCUUAUCAUAUUUCUGGUACAGUUGAUCAUCGACACCCCCACGAGCCCCGUAACCAGUGGGCUUCCGCUGUUCUUCGUCAUCACGGUCACGGCUAUCAAACAGGGCUAUGAGGACUGGCUUCGCCAUAAGGCGGACAACGCCAUGAACCAGUGCCCUGUGCAUUUCAUCCAGCACGGCAAGCUGGUUCGGAAGCAGAGCCGAAAGCUGAGGGUCGGGGACAUCGUCAUGGUCAAGGAGGACGAGACCUUCCCCUGUGACUUGAUCUUCCUCUCCAGCAGCCGCGGGGAUGGGACCUGCCACGUGACCACCGCCAGUUUAGAUGGAGAGUCCAGUCACAAAACCCACUAUGCUGUUCAGGACACGAAGGGGUUUCAUACGGCAGAAGAUAUAGACGGCUUACACGCCACGAUUGAGUGUGAGCAGCCCCAGCCCGACCUGUACAAGUUCGUCGGCCGCAUCAACGUCUACAACGAUCGGAACGACCCUGUGGUGAGGCCCCUGGGGUCGGAGAACUUGCUUCUCAGAGGAGCCACGCUGAAGAACACCGAGAAGAUCUUUGGUGUUGCUAUUUACACGGGCAUGGAAACCAAGAUGGCAUUAAAUUAUCAGUCGAAAUCCCAGAAACGAUCUGCUGUAGAAAAAUCCAUGAACGUGUUCCUCAUUGUGUACCUCUGCAUUCUGAUCAGUAAAGCGCUGAUAAACACCAUCCUCAAGUACGUGUGGCAGAGUGAACCGUUCCGAGACGAGCCGUGGUAUAAUCAGAAAACCGAGUCAGAAAGACAGAGGAACCUGUUCCUCAGGGCGUUCACGGACUUCCUGGCCUUCAUGGUCCUUUUCAACUACAUCAUUCCCGUGUCCAUGUACGUCACGGUGGAGAUGCAGAAGUUCCUGGGCUCGUAUUUCAUCACCUGGGAUGAAGAAAUGUUUGACGAGGACACAGGGGAGGGGCCCCUGGUCAACACCUCGGAUUUAAAUGAAGAAUUAGGGCAGGUCGAGUACAUCUUCACGGACAAAACUGGCACGCUCACGGAGAACAACAUGGAGUUCAAGGAGUGCUGCAUCGAGGGCCACGUGUACGUGCCACACGCCGUGUGCAACGGGCAGGUGCUCCCCGGUACCUCUGGCAUCGACAUGAUCGACUCCUCCCCGGGCGCCGGCGCCAGGGAGCGAGAAGAGCUGUUUUUCCGGGCCCUGUGUCUGUGCCACACCAUCCAGGUGAAGGAUGACGAUGACGUGGACGGCCCGAGGAAGUCACCAGACUCGGGGAAAUCCUGUGUGUACAUCUCGUCUUCUCCCGACGAGGUGGCCCUCGUCGAGGGUGUCCAGAGACUUGGCUUCACGUACCUGCGGCUGAAGGACAACUACAUGGAGAUCUUAAAUAGGGAGAACGAUGUGGAAAGGUUUGAAUUGCUGGAAAUUUUGAGUUUUGACUCAGUAAGAAGGAGAAUGAGUGUGAUUGUAAAAUCUGCUACAGGAGAAAUUUAUCUGUUCUGCAAAGGAGCAGAUUCUUCAAUAUUUCCCCGAGUCAUAGAAGGCAAAGUCGACCAGAUCCGGGCCAGAGUGGAGCGCAAUGCAGUGGAGGGACUUCGAACCUUGUGCGUUGCCUACAAAAGGCUUAUUCCAGAAGAAUAUGAAGGUGUUUGUGCACUGCUGCAGGCUGCCAAAGUGGCUCUUCAGGACCGAGAGAGGAAGCUAGCAGAGGCCUACGAACAAGUAGAGAAGGACCUCAUCCUGCUCGGUGCCACGGCUGUGGAGGACAGGCUCCAGGAGAAAGCUGCUGACACCAUAGAAGCCCUGCAGAAGGCCGGGAUCAAAGUCUGGGUUCUCACCGGGGACAAGAUGGAGACGGCAGCUGCCACCUGCUAUGCCUGCAAGCUGUUCAGGAGGAACACGCAGUUGCUCGAGCUCACCACCAAGAAGAUCGAGGAGCAGAGUCUACACGACGUCCUGUUUGAGCUGAGCAAGACCGUCCUGCGCCACAGCGGGAGCCUAACCAGGGACAACUUCUCAGGGCUCUCGGCCGACAUGCAGGACUACGGUUUGAUCAUCGACGGAGCGGCGCUGUCCCUGAUCAUGAAGCCCCGUGAGGACGGGAGCUGCGGCAACUACCGGGAGCUCUUCCUGGAGAUCUGCCGGAACUGCAGCGCCGUGCUGUGCUGUCGCAUGGCGCCCCUGCAGAAGGCUCAGAUUGUUAAAUUAAUCAAACUUUCGAAAGAGCACCCUAUUACUUUAGCUGUCGGCGAUGGCGCCAACGACGUCAGCAUGAUCCUGGAGGCGCAUGUGGGCAUCGGCGUCAUUGGGAAGGAAGGUCGUCAGGCCGCAAGGAACAGCGACUAUGCGGUCCCGAAAUUUAAGCACCUGAAGAAGAUGCUGCUCGUUCACGGGCAUUUCUAUUACAUCAGGAUAUCAGAGCUCGUGCAGUACUUCUUCUAUAAGAAUGUCUGCUUCAUUUUCCCUCAGUUUUUAUACCAGUUCUUCUGUGGAUUUUCACAACAGACUUUGUAUGACACUGCCUACCUGACUCUCUACAACAUCAGCUUUACCUCCCUCCCGAUCCUUCUGUACAGCCUGAUGGAACAGCACGUCAGUAUCGACACGCUGCGGAGAGACCCCUCCCUCUACAGAGAUAUCGCCAAGAACGCUCUGCUCCGUUGGCGCGUGUUCAUCUACUGGACAUUCUUAGGAGUAUUUGAUGCUCUGGUAUUUUUCUUUGGUGCUUACUUCAUGUUUGAAAACACAACAGUGACCAGCAAUGGACAGAUCUUUGGAAACUGGACCUUUGGGACGCUGGUGUUCACUGUGAUGGUAUUUACGGUCACACUAAAGUUGGCGCUCGAUACGCACUACUGGACUUGGAUAAACCACUUUGUCAUCUGGGGGUCCCUGCUGUUCUACGUUGUCUUCUCCCUCCUCUGGGGAGGGAUUAUCUGGCCGUUCCUGAAUUACCAAAGGAUGUACUAUGUGUUCAUCCAGAUGUUGUCCAGCGGCCCUGCCUGGCUGCUCAUCAUCCUGCUCAUCACUGUCAGCCUCCUUCCUGACGUUCUCAAAAAAGUCCUGUCCAGGCAGCUGUGGCCCAGUGCCACAGAGAGAGUCCAGAGCACAUGUGUGCGCGGCCAGGACUGCCUCCCCGAACUCACUCUCCUGGCCUACCCGCAGAGCCCCAGCCCCUGGGCCGUGUGGCCAGGCCCGCACACAAAGCAGGGGACGCUGAUGUGGUCUCCCCUCGCCGGUCUCCUGCACAGCCACCGCCAUCCCGGCCCUGCGCCCCACGGGGGGCCCACUGGUGGACAGGCCACCAGUCCCAGCCUUUGAGAGCCGCACGUGUGUGCUUCUCCCCGCCCCCGAAGGAGGGAUGAGGACCACGGGACUUGCUUGGAACGCGUGGCUGGCAGUCGUCACCUCUCGUGGGGCUGGUGGCCCCACAGCUUCUCUUGGGCAUUUGGCUGGGCACGCACGGCCCACUGCACCCUGGGCCAGGGCCUCCAGCCCCAGACGCUGCCGGAGGAGGACACCUGCGUGGAGGUGGGCCAUCAGCUUGCGCGGGGGUGGCCACACCGCCGACCGUCCGAGCACAGGGGCCUUGUCCUCACCGUGGGACGGGCCGGCCUUGCCUCUGUGCCUCCUUGUCCGGAGCCCUCCAGCCCUCGUGCUUCUGGAACUGGCCGGACCAGACCCUGGCGUCACUGUGCUCCUACAGCCUGUCGGAGUCCUGGACGGUGUCCUGCUUCAAUCCGAACCCGCUCCCUAGCACAGCUGCUUUCCAGGGUCAUGUCCGACGGGGGGUUCGUCCCUCUGAGGGAGGACUAGCUUCCCCUGUGUGAAUCUCUGAGUGUUUCCCGUCCCCGGCUGCCCCUGUGGAGAAAAAAAAUACCGUGUGUGACGAAUAGAGAACACUGUCCACUCCAGCCUUCCCGAUACAAGAUAGGAGCUAGGUUUUCUCACACCCCCAUGGGUAGACCCUCCCCGCGUUCUCUUGUCCAGAGAGCUUUCCCCAGUUCUAGGGGAAGGCUGGUGGUCGGGGGCCGGGGGCAGACCCUUCGAUGUCCUCAUCGAGAGGUGGCCUCCAGGGGCCGCGUCCAUCUUCCGAAAUCUGUUUCCGGCCCGCACAGGUCUGACAGUGAGGCGGUGUCUGAAUCCUGAGAAGCAGGAUUGCCGCCCUGGCCGGCUGCCCACGGCCAAGACCCAGACCAAGGCCUGCGUGUUCUGUUGGAUGAGUGCUGUGUUGCAGUCCGCUGUCCAGGGCGUCAUUUGGGGUGGGCAGACCUUGAGGAGGCUGCUGCGUUGAUGGUCCCGGUCCCUUCUCUGUACUGCUGUUUGUUUCUAGAAUAACCUCCUUGAGGUAGCCUUAAUGGUCCACAAAGAAGACAUUUCAGUCUGAGAUUCAAAGUGUGGAUGUGGAAACGGAUGCCUUUUGAGAAAAGCAUCGUCCCGAAGCUAAAUGACAAGCAGGCCCCUUGCCCGCUGCCGGGUUCCAGGCUGUGGCCCCGGCGACGCUGGUGAGUGAACAGGGGUCUGCUUCAGAGACGCUCCAUGCCAGGCAUUUUGGGAAGCCCAGAUUUCACAAUUUGUAUAAUGUUGUUUCGCCUAUAAAAUAUUUAUUUGAACUAGGGGAUGAAUUGACUGCAUACACAGAGGAGUUGGGGUAAGUUCAGGUGAAGUAGCAACAGCAAACCAAAGACCCAGAGAAAGGACGGGGAGCGCACCGGGGUCUCCGCCCUCCGUCCCGCGCGCCCCGCCCCCCGUGUGUGGUGGCGCCCCGGCCCUCCCGGCCGCGCUAGACCCUGCAGCAGUGGUGUGUGCGUUUUUACAGCCGUUUUUAAGAACCUAAUAUGGGUAUAAGUGUAAUACCUGUAGGGAGACAGAUUCUCUGUAUGUUUAGUUAACAAAUUCUUUGUAAUGUAUUUUUUUAGAAAUCUUAAAAUUGCCUUUGCGCUGAAAUAUUUUCAUAGCUGUUUGUAUCCCUUUAUUCAUUUAUUUGUUAAUAUACCACAUCUAAUUUUUAAAGUACGUUUUUAAAGCUUUUAUUUUUUAAGUUGAUGAACUUUUGGCCACUUUGCAUUUAAAUUCUGGUGGGCGUUUUGGCCAAAUAUCUCCAUAUCUGAUGAGUGUGAAGAUUCAGAUUUGAUUUUAUUCUCUACACCCGUGUCCCCGGUGGCAGUGAUUAGUUGAAGGCAUAUUUAGAGCACAAUAUUUCGCUUGCUGGUUCUUCACAGUUGAUUGCGAUUAUCAUCUGCUUUUUGAUUUGUUUUUCAUUUCCAUCCUUCGGCCUUAAAAUAGAAGCUUCUCGAGGGAUGGUUCGGUACCCUCUUUCCACCUGUACCAAGACCUCUGAUAAUGCACAUCUCGUUGGGAAAGUCACUAACCCCUUACAUGCUCCACAUGUCUCUUACAAGAUGGUCAGGGAAUCCUCCGUGAGUGCGCCUGAUCGGUGACGCGGCCCCGGGGCGGGACGUAGAGCGGCAGAGCCCUCCGGGAUGAGUGUGCACGUGGGACCCAGUGCGAUCUCUCACCUACAUGAGUUCCUGUUUACUUGCCUUAAACUGACCUGAAAGCAAGUCCUGUCAUCUUCGAGUGUUCGUUUUGGAAACCUCGUUCAGGACAGCACACGUUAAUGAAUUACCAACCCGUGAUCUCCCACACGGGUCCCAGCAUCUGGUUCCCAAGCCGCACACCAUCCCCUUAAGAGCAGGUCACACUAACGCACAGGUGGCCCCCACCACAUCCCUGUCUCCUGUUUUCAGCUCCGUGUCCACUUGGCCACACGGUACGCACACAUACAGUCUCCCUGGGCCCUGGCCAUCCUGCCCCCUUCCUGAGGGGACCCUGCCAGGAGCUCCGGGAGCACAAGGCUCGAGUCUCAUGCCCUGGCAGGAUGCCGGAGGCGGGCACGGCAGCCCCGGGGGGCAGACAGGGCUGUGGAUGGAUAUGCUGCAGCGCUUCCUCCUUGGGGAGACCCCCCCCCCCCCCGGCUGACACUGCCCCGCGGCUCUGCCCUCGGGACGGGGCAGAGAGGAGCGUCCGGACCCUCUGAGCCACGGGGCCUCUGCGAGCCUCCGGGAGCACCGGCCGGCCCUCUGCCGCGGGCAGUGGGCAGAAAAGGCGUCCUCCCCUUGGCAACUCCGGGCGGAACCCAGCUCGUCUAUUCCUGUGCAUUUGACUCCACAGAGUGAACGCCGACCAGAUGAGCCCCUCGUGGUAUAGCCGUGCCUGCACUUGGGAAGGAGGCCCAGGCGCCCAGCUUCUGCAGUGACGGGUUAUAGAAUUGUAGUUUGGCCUGGUGAGAUUUUGCAGCUUUAAGUACAAAAACGUCCCCUACAUGCUAUUCUAAUUAGUCUCAAAUUGUUGCACAUCAACCAAAUGCCCAGUGCAGCCUAAAGGGAGUUUCCCGGCCUUUUUCUUUAAAACCACUAAGCUCGCCGGUGUUGCACUGACUGGAAUAACCCAAUGCAAUUCCUCGUCCUUUCUUCGGAAAGCUAUUAUUUAUUUAACAGCUCCGUGUCACAUUUCCAUGUACAGUUUCUUGCCUUCUGCGUUUCUUUUGGAAGCUUCUCAUUUUAAAAACAGGAAAAAUGUUAGUCGGCAAAUACAUUUUUUUGAGUUAGAGGGUAGGUGAAUGGGAAUGAGAAUCAUUCUGAUAUUGUCUAUAAACAAAGCUUUAAUGAAGAUGUGUCGGAAGUAUUACUAAAGUGUGAUUCUACUUUUGCAGAAAAUAAAGAUCAGUUUAUAUAGCUUUAUUUUUUACCUUAUCAAAAUAUACAGAAUUUUAAUAUACAUAUAGUGUCUCUGACUUAAAACUAUGAUAUGUGUCUGCAUUGCCAUUUAAAAUGUCUAUUCAUUAUGUAAUGUAAUAAAAGAGAAUCUUCAAAAUGUAUUUAACAUGAAUGGUAUCUGUAGUUGUCAUCAUCAUAAAUACUGGAAUUUAUUUUUAAAUUAUUGAAAAUAGUAGGUGCGGUUAAGAUAAUAAAUCAGCCUCCAGGUAGUCAGGUUUAAUUGAUAAUGAUUCAUUAACUCAUUUUGAAAAAUUAAAUUGUGAUUAAACCAAAUCUUACACUUCUGUAAAGUUUAUUUUGUAUGCUACUGUUUUUAACUUUUAUUUCUGUAGAUAAAGUAUGACUUAAUUAUAUCAGACUUUUCUGCAGAUUAUUUAAGCAGGAGACUUGAAUCUGCUUGCAAUAGAGAAGAAAAAAUGU